ACGUGGUACAAGAAACCUUUAUUUAUGGAGCACGAUGUGCGAUAUUUUCUUAUUAUAUAUUUAAUUUAAUGGGAAUGGUAAAUGUUUGGUAUUUAUAUACAUUUAAAAUCAUAACUAUAACCAUAACAUCUACAGGUCACGUGAUGGGGUCCAUGUCGCAGACAAGUUACGUCACGUUGCAGGGAGAAGAUGGCGGACUCGGAGAUGUAUGUGAGGAGCAGCCGAGAGUUAUGGACUAUCUUACUGGGGAGAUCUGCAUUGAGGGAACCGGCUCAAAUAGAGGAAGAACUAGAUCGAAAUUGGGAACGAUUACUUCAAGGGCUGUGUUACUACAAAACACCCAGUUCAUCAGCGGCGGAAAAACUGAAAGCGGACAAAGGUGUGGCCCAACCAUUGAAGGAUUUUGGUCUGAGGAUCAGUAAACUGUUGGGUCUGGAUCAACAGCAGAGUGUACAGAUUUUACAAUGUUACCUUCAAGAAGAUUACAGAGGGACCCGCAACACACUGAAGGAUGUUCUGCAGGAUGAGAGACCGAGCCAAGCCCUACUUCUGAAGAUCGCUGACUAUUACUACGAGGAGCGUGUGUGUCAUCUGCGAUGCGUCCUCCUCCUGCUGACGUACUUUCAGGAUGAGCGACACCCUUACAGGGUGGAGUACUCCAACUGUGUGAACAAGCUGGAAAAGGACCUGGUCAACAACUACCAGAAGCAGUUUGAGACCCUGUUCAAAGCUGAAUCCCCGACAUGGGAGACGCAUGGCAACCUCAUGACGGAGAGGCAGGUGUCCCGCUGGUUCCUGCAGUGUCUGAGGGAGCAGUCCCUGCUGCUGGAGAUCCUGUUCCUGUACUAUGCCUACUUUGAGAUGGGUCCCGGAGACCUGCUCAGCUUCACCAAGAUGUUCAAGGAGCAGGGCUUCGGCCUUCGCCAGACCAACAGACACCUGGUAGACAAGAGCAUGGAUGCCCUGGUUGACCGCAUCGGGUACUUCAGCUGUCUGAUCCUAGUGGAAGGCAUGGACAUAGACUUCCUCCACAAGUGUGCCCUAGAGGACCGCACGGAGCAGCACCAGUUCUCCAACACCCCUGCCAUCAGCAGGGAGAUGGACCAGAUGCUGCUGACUUUUGGUGACAUCCCUCACCACGGGCCAGUGCUGCUGGCCUGGGUCCUGCUGAGACACACCCUGAGCCCAGAUGAGUCCAGCCCCGUCAUCAGACGCAUCGGGAACACCUCCCUACAACUGGGGGUGUUUCAGUACCUCACCACCAUGCUGCAGGGUCUGGGAGGCACUGGGAAUAAUUGCACAGCCAGUACAGCCAGGAUGUGUAUCUACGGCCUCCUCUCCUUUGUCAUUACCUCCUUUGAAGAGGAGACGCUGGGCAGCCAACAGCAUCUAAUAAAUGCAGCGUGUGAAGUCCUCUCUGCGCCCAGUCUGGCUGAGCUCUUCUGGGAAACGAAGCCCACUAUGGGAUUGGGAAUGAUCCUGGAUAGCGCAAUGGGAAUGUUCCCACACAAGACUGGUAUGCUGUUGCAGCUCCUUACUGCGCUCCUGUCAGAUAAGUCCACUGCAAAGAAGGUGUACAUUUUCCUGGACAAGAUGUCGUUCUACACCGAGGUCUACAAAACAAAGCCCAAUGACGUCAUCUCUAGAGACGACGAGACACUGUGGAGGAGACAAGCACCAAAACUCCUCUACCCUCUCGGCCUGGGCCAGACUAACCUGCGGAUGCCUCAGGGUGUGCUCGGUCAGGUGGCUGUGGGGGAGCAGGGCUACGUGGUGCGCUGGGACUACUCCUACAGUGCCUGGAUCCUGUUCACCUGUGAGAUAGAGAUGCUGCUCCACGUUGUCUCUACUGCAGAUGUGAUCUUGCACUGUGAGCGUGUGAAGCCCAUCCUGGACCUGGUCCAUAAGAUGAUCAGCACAGACUGGACCGUGUCUGACUGUCUGCUGCCCCUCACCUCACGCAUCUACAUGUUACUGCAGAGGUUGACGUCAGUCAUCAACCCUCCAGUGGAUGUGAUAGCGUCCUGUGCAAACUGCCUCAUCGUCCUGGCUGCUAGGAUGCCUGGCAAGGUUUGGUCCAGCUUGCACCACACUGGUUUUCUGCCCUUCGCCUCCUCCCCUCUGACCAAUAUGGCACAGUCCAUCAGUGCUGAGGGGAUGAAGGCAGGUAACUACGGCAACCUGCUGGUCCUGAUUGAGCAGCCCAGAGGGGAGUACGCUGUGACCAUCGCCUUCCUGCGCCUCGUCACCACCCUGGUCAAGGGCCAGCUGGGCAGCACCCAGGACAAGGGCCUCAUCCCCUGUGUGCUGCUGGUGCUGAAGGAGAUGCUGCCCACCUACCACAAGUGGCGCUACAACACCCACGGAGUCAGAGAGAGGAUUGGUUGUCUGAUCCUGGAGUUGGUCCAUGCCAUCCUGAACCUCAGUCCAGAGGGAGAGGCUAGUGGCAGCACGCCAACCCUCCAGUCUCUGUGUAUCUACAGUCUGGCUAACACCGAGGCUGGCCAGGCGGUGGUUAAUAUCAUGGGGGUGGGAGUGGACACCAUAGACGUGGUCCUGGCUGCUCAGCCCAGCAGUGGUGGCUCGGAGGGCCCAGGUCAAAUCCUUAUCCAGACGGUCAAGCUGGCCUUCUCCGUCACCAACAACGUGAUCCGCCUCAAGCCACCGUCGAGUGCCGUUUCGCCCCUGGAGCAGGCGCUGACGCAGCACGGUGGCCACGGCAGCAACCUAAUUGCCGUGCUUGCCAAGUACAUCUACCACAAACACGACCCGGCCCUACCGCGCCUCGCCAUCCAGCUGCUCAAGAGGCUCGCCACGGUGGCUCCGAUGUCUGUGUACGCCUGCCUGGGCGGUGACGCGGCUGCCAUCAGGGAUGCCUUUCUGACUCGGCUACAGAGCAGGACGGAGGACAUGAGGAUCAAGGUGAUGAUCCUGGAGUUCCUCACCGUGGCUGUGGAGACCCAGCCAGGCCUCAUCGAGCUCUUCCUCAACCUGGAGGUCAAGGACGGCGCAGAGGGGUCAAAGGAGUUUUUGCUGGGUGAGUGGAGCUGUCUGCAGGUUGUGUUGGACCUGAUUGACUCCAGGCAGCAGGGGAAGUAUUGGUGUCCCCCCCUGCUGCACCGCGCCGCCCUGGCCUUCCUCCACGCCCUGUGGCAGGACCGACGGGAUAGCGCAAUCUCUGUCCUACGCACCAAAGAGAGGUUUUGGGAAAACCUGACCACGCCUUUGUUUGGAACCCUACCCGCCCCCUCAGACAUCACUGAGCCUUGUGUUCUGGAGACCUGUGCCUUCGUCAUGAAAAUCAUCGGCCUUGAGAUCUACUAUGUAGUCAGUGGCUCUCUGGAGCGUUCUCUGAAGGAUGCACUGCAGAAGUUCUCCAGCGGGCGGCGCUACGAGUACUGGUCCCAGUAUGUUAAGUCCCUGGUGGUCCACGUGGCAGAGACGGAGGAGGAAGAGGGCGUGCACUCGUUCUCCGAGACCCAGAUGGUCAUCUCAGCCUGGCGGAUGCUGCUCAUCCUCUCCACCAGUCAUUCGGAUGUGAUGCAGUUAAAGGAGGACUCUGCCAGACUUAAGCUCUUCAUGGACGUGCUGGAUGGGACCAAAGCUGCUUUGCUGGUGCCCAUGUCUGUGCCCUGUCUACGUCUGGGAUCCAUGAUGGCUACUCUUCUGCUGAUCCUGCUUAAACAGUGGAGAAGUGUGGUGGCCACGGCCCCUGAUGUACUGGCCCCCCUUUCUCUGAUCCUGGAGAGUGUCCUGCAGGCCGACCAGCAGCUGAUGGAGAGUACCAAGGCCAAGGUGUUCUCUGCCCUCAUCUCUGCACUUCAGAUACAGGGACUCAAUGGUGGGGAGAUCUCCCAACUGCCCCAGCUGCUGCUGUGUGUGUGUGAGACGGUGCAGGACGAGGCGCUGGCACUGAUUGACAGCACUCGUCACGCGGCUCAGGUGAGGGACAUCCCGGAUGACAAAGACAGCAUGGAGACUGACGCCGUCCGCAGCUUCCAGAAGGACCAGAGAGACGGGGUGUGUGUGCUGGCCUUACACCUGGCCAAGGAGCUGUGUCGUGCCGACGAGGACGGGGAACACUGGGUUCUAGUGAUGAGGAAGAUUCCUGCUCUCCACUCUAUUCUCAGCGCUCUAGAACUCAGCCUGCGCUCCAAACAGAACCUCUACUUCACCGAGGCUGCCCUGCACCUGCUGCUCACGCUAGCCCGCACACCACAGGGUGCAGCAGCAGUAGCCGGGGCCGGCGUCAUCCAGAGUAUCUGUCUCCCUCUGCUCAGUGUCUACGAAGUGCCCUCUAACGGAGCCUCACAGAGUUUCUCCCGUAAGUCCCAGGAUGCUCCCUGCUGGCCGGGGGUGUACCGCCUCUCUAUGUCCCUCAUGGAGAUCUUGCUCAAGACGCUGCGCUACAACUUCAUCAACGAGGCCCUCGACUUUGUCGGAGUGCACCAGGAACGCAUACUGCAGUGCCUGAAUGCGGUGCGGACGGUCCAGAGUCUGGUGUGUCUGGAUGAGGCUGACCACACAGUGGGCUUCCUGCUGCAGCUGUCCAGCUUCUGUAAGGAGUGGCAGUUCCAUCUGCCCCAUCUGCUCCGAGAUGUACAGAUCAAUCUGUGUUACCUGUGCCAGACGUGCACCUACCUCCUCCAUAGCAGGAACAUGCUUCAUCACUACCUCCAGGCUAAGAAUGGGGAGGCGCUGCCCUCCGGCCCCCGUGCCCAGAGAGAUCCUCAGACCCCCUCCAAAGCUGCAGCCGAAGGAGGGGGCGGGGAGAGGGAGGAGGCGGAGCAGAAGGCCCUGCUGGCAGUGCAAUGCAGCCUGCUGAAGAUCCUCAGUAAGACUCUGGCCACGCUGCAGCACUUCACCCCUGACUGCUGUCAGAUAAUACUGGACCAGUGUAUGGACCUGGCAGAGUACAGGACCUUGUUUGUGCUGAGCUUCACCACCUCGGCCUUUGACGCUGACGUGGCGCCCUCUUUUGGAACCCUACUGGCAACCAUCAACGUGGCCCUAAGCAUGCUGGGAGAGGUAGAGAAGAAGGAGCCAGCCUCUCUGAGUGUGGCCUCCCUGGCCUCGUCAGAGGAAACCCAAGCCCUCAAGUCUCUGCUGAUGUUCACCAUGGAGAACUGUUUCUACGUGCUCAUCUCCCAGGCCGUCCGCUGUCUGAAGGACCCCAGCAUCGCCCCCAGAGACAAACAGAGACUCAAACAGGAGCUUGGCUCUGAACUGAGCACCCUCCUCUCCAGCCUGUCCCGUCACUUCCGCCGUGGCGCCCCCUCGUCCCCGGCCAGCAGCCUGCUGCCAUCUCCCCAGCCCCCAGGCGCUAAGGCCAGCCACGAGGGUCAGGAGCCUUUCAUCCAGCUGGUGCAGGCCUUCGUACGCCACAUACAGAGGUAGACCCACCACGUGGAGUGUACGACUAGGGCCAGGAUGUUUUCCUGUUAAGAAGUUAUGGGCCUGAAAAACUCUUGUCACACAUGGCUAUCGUAUUCACGGCACCGUAACCAUUCUCUUCUGAAUUAUACUUUUCACGGUGCAACAGUGUCGGUUCAUUCUUUUCAGUUGAAGUGAUAUUUGUCAAGCCAGUCACCUUUCGAAUCUGCUGUACAAAGUCCUGACGUGCCAGAUUCUAACAAUCGGGCUUUGGGUGUUCAGAAAAUGCUCCCAUACACAUGGGUCAUACCUCCAAUUUGUCAUGCUUAUAGCCUACUAUAUACCUCAGUGGGAAUGUCAAAACAGAGGAUACAGCUGCUUACAAGGGCUAGCUAAAAAAAAAAGUCCAUUGAGAGACUGUAGACAUUUACCUCUAAAGGAAUCAGUAGUAACAGAUCUUGGUGCUAUUGAACAUCUGUCUUGUUGACAGUGUCCAGUCUUUCCCCCGGCCUAGUUUUAUAGGCCAUUUCUGACAACAGACCUUUUGGUAUCGAAAAAUCAAACCCGUAUAUCAAAUUGUGACGCCACAUUUAAUCAAUUUAUACAUUUGUAAUGAGCUGCCUAGUUGCUGUUUUCUAUAUUAUUUAGACUUUUCUAACGCUUGGACUGAGGGAUGUUUUCUCCUUUUAAAAAUGUUGCUUGGAUUUUCUGACUUUUCAUUUGUGCAUCACGUACUGCUACAUUAAAACAUGUUUGCUAAUAAAAUACCUAGUAGAACAUGG
Molecule: messenger RNA, 6155 nt
Organism: Oncorhynchus nerka (sockeye salmon)
Lineage: Eukaryota; Metazoa; Chordata; Actinopteri; Salmoniformes; Salmonidae
Gene: nup188
Product: nucleoporin 188
Exons: 42
Coding region: 190-5397 (1735 amino acids)
Biological process (GO): protein import into nucleus; RNA export from nucleus
Cellular component (GO): nuclear pore inner ring
Molecular function (GO): structural constituent of nuclear pore
Source: RefSeq, a predicted model, not a curated record